This is a messenger RNA of Paramisgurnus dabryanus, 7168 nucleotides long. RefSeq names its product zinc finger protein 365 (gene znf365). The record is from RefSeq and is a predicted model, not a curated record. Gene Ontology annotation, biological process: regulation of neuron projection development; regulation of DNA strand resection involved in replication fork processing; telomere maintenance. Lineage: Eukaryota; Metazoa; Chordata; Actinopteri; Cypriniformes; Cobitidae.
CGCACUGCAUUCUAAUGAAUCGUCAAUGCUCUAAUAAAAUCUAUUUACUUCUUACUGGAUCUUUUAAGAUCGUUUGAACGAUCCGAUUAAAUCUUGCAACCCUUUUGCACACGACAACUGCAUUCAGCACCACAUUGAAAGAAACCAAUGUCACCCCUGUCGCUGCUGUCACGCUCGUUCCUGACAACGUCGUUAAUACCCAGAUGACUUCAUACACCUAUAUGUCUUUCUACUGUAUCUGAAUCAGGGGGGACCGGGUAAAUACCAAGCAACAAAUAAUCCAAAGGAUCAACAGUUUGAUUAAAGGGUACAAUCAAAAUCUCAGCAGCACGAACCAAAAUUAGCAUUGGACCCCGUUCAUUGAGAACAAAGAAAUGUAUACAGGCUUGUAACAACAUGAAGGUUAUCUGUGUCAUGCAGCAGAAAGUGUGCACACGCAACACAGCACUGUUUGUGAAGAACGGUGAGGCGUGUGGAGCCGGGGCUCCUCAGCAGUUCCCUUUCCGAUGCCCUCGAUGUGGUGAACACGAACGUUUUCAGAGCCUGGCUUCUCUCAGGGCUCAUCUGGAAUACAGACACCCGUUCCACACUAAUCACGUCAUCAGCCUCCUAUCCACAAGGGGGCGCUCCAACACAGACCUAGCGGAAAGUUGCAAAGGCUCAAAUUGCGACAAGUAUAAAGUCUGUAAUGCUGGGACAAAUACUAACUCAAUUGGUAGAGAUCACAAACUCAUAUUUAACACUGAUCCAACUCCCUCCCAUCAAUUACCUGGAGAGCAGAUGCUGACAUCUCCAGAGAGGAGCCUCAUAGUUGGGGAGGCAUUGGCUGGAGUCGGGCCCCUCUCGGCUCCGGUGGUGUCCGUUGAAAAGAGACUGGAGGGGAUGAUAAGGACCGCCAACAGCAGUAUGGAGAGGCGUCUACUACGGCUUAGCUCAGAGCUGGCUCAGACAGACACCGCCAUACUUUGUGAGCGUGCUCACUCGCAUCAUCUGGCCCAGGAGAAGCAGGAAGUUCUGGAGCGAGAGCGGGCACUCAGCAGACAGGUGGAUGCUGCAGUCAUGGUGAUCGCCACCAUGCGGCAACAGCUCAGCAUCUCAGAGCAUGAACUCGAGAGGAGAGAACAGGAGGUUAUUACCAUCCAGAAGUUUCUGGAAGCAGCAGCGCACCAUGAGAUGUGUGGGAAAGUUCGAUUGCGACGGUUCAUUGAAGGUCUUCUGCGACGGAUUUCUCUAGCCGAGAGACUACUGGAAUAUUAUCAGAGCGCACCGCACAGGCAUUAUUGUACUGCUCACCCUGAGCCUGUUUUCUCUGAUCUAGGUCCACAGAGAUUAAAACACAGCAGGUCGUCAGGAGACCAUUUAGAGCAGGAUGAAGAGCAGCAACUACUUGGCCAGUCUAGAUGGGGACUGUCUAAAUCUUCCGCCAGUGGACUGGGUUACGACGACUGGUGCCAGAGAAGGAGGUCAGAUGGGUAUGAGGUUUAGGGACAAAGACUCGCAAUGAAUGUACAUGCAAAUAACACAGUUUAUGAGUCAAACAACUUUAAGUUAAUAUGAAAAUCCCAACCAACAACUUUAUUUGAGAACCUUUUUCCCCAAUAUCAACAAUAUUUUAGUAGAAAUACUAAAGUUUAGUUGUAGUUACACCCACUUCAAUCCAUUGAAAAAUUAGUGCACUUGAAAAAGUUUUACUUUUAUAUUCUUAAAUAUGAUUGGGGUUCAACCAUGAAGUAUUUUAAAGGUGGUGUGUGUAAAUUUUAGUGCCAUCUAGCAAAUUGCAACAGCUCACACCUUCAUUUCAAAACGCAUGUGGUAGCUGUCACACAACAACGUUGUUAGGUCUUUAUACACCACUGAUAAUAUAGUUAUGUAUAUUAUACUGCAUUUCUGUCAAGAGAUCCUUCUAAAAGUUACACAUUGCACCUUUAACAAUGGAAAUACACAUUGGUUGUAUUCUGGACACUUAAAAUUCUAGUUGCCCUUUAAUUCAAAUAAUAUAGCUAGCAUAACAGGUUGCUACAGUACUUAAGGUCAAGCUUUAUAACCCAGGUAAAAAUAUUACGUGUUUAAAUUUCAAGCAAAUACAACUUUUUAGGAAAAUUAAUGUAGUUAAAAAAUUGAAGUGUAAAGCACAGGUCUGAUGUUAUGCCACUAUAAGCUUGUCGUUUGUUCACAAACUGUCUUCUAAUAGAAAAUGCACUGUUUCUGUAAAAAAUACAAAUGUAGCAAAUACCUGUUUGGUUUUUAAUAGUGGUGCUAGUAUGAGAUGAAUAUACUUUCUCUGCUUAAGUUAGUCAACCUCAUUUGAAAUGUAUAAGAGGACAAUUUCGUUUUGUUAUAAAACCCGCAGCUAAUGAAAGAUGUAUAGAUGUCAUUAAGUGUUCAUAUAUUCAUUUGCCAGGGAAUUUGACAAAAGGUUAUAUUUGGAGCGAAAUCACUUACCUGUACAAUCUUUUUUGGCAGAAGUAUGAGAUAGUUUUGAGAAUGGGGUAUACUUUAUUAAGGAAAACUUUUAAACUGAUUUGCAUGUGAUGUUUUCAGUUUAACAUAUGUCAAGCUCCUUAAUUGCAAUUUUGUCUCUGUAUGAUUACAACAGUAGCACUUAUAGUACACUAAUCUUUGGCAGUACUGUAAAACUAUUUAGACAAAAGUAAAAUACUUUGAAUUGAGUAUGUAGCAAAGUCCAUAGUCAGACAUACUCACAUACAUUUGAAAUGUAGCUGUAAAUGGGAAGAAAAAGAAAAAGAAUGGGAAUUUUUUAUGUAUUUAAAGGUUACUCAUAUGCAUGAAUCUUUUUAACCAACAGAGUGGAGAUACAGGGUAUUGCUUUGGGUUGAUAGUGGUACAUAGUUUAGAAAAAAAUGUCUUCUAUGAAGGACAUGCACUUGUUUGGGUACACCAGGGGUACCCAAAGUAGCUCCAAACCUAAUCAAACACCCAAAGCAUCUAAUUAAGGUCUUACUAAGCAUACUAGAAACUUCUAGGCAGGUGUGCUGAGGCAAGUUGGAUCUAAUCUUUGCAGGACACUGGCCCUCCAUGACUUUGGGUACCCAUGGGGUAGACCCUUUAUUAGGUCCUGAGGGUGCCAAAACGCUAGAUAGAUGCUUCAAAACUUAUUUAUGCUGAUGUGGAGUUGUUCAGAUGCAGGGUAGAACUCACCCACAGUACCUUACUGUGCAUGCACACCACUAGCAACUAUGUAGCUGUGUGUUGCUAGUCUUCUUCAAUGAGGUCGUUAGGAGGCGUUCCUAGUAACAACUAUAAACAAAUGAGUAAUCGUCCUCUCAGUAAAUAAAGAAAGAUGCAUGAUGUAAACUCUGCUGCUUUACUCUCAUUAGUUGUUGCUUUCUAAUGUCGCUUGUCAUUUGCAUAAAGUUAAACUGUUGUUGCAUAUCUGGACACACCCACUUCCUAUCGCCAAUGGUUGUCUGAAUCGCCAAGCUUUCAUUGAAAUCAAUAAGAUCGCUCCGCCGUUGCUAGUCGCUGGCGAUGUGCACGCAGCUUUACUGUGCGUUCAAACCAGACGCGGUAGAGGUGGCAAAAACGCACUAUUCACGCGUAGUUGGACACUUGAACAUUUUGAGUUUACUCGCUUCAUUCGCGCGUGAAAUUCUAGUAAUUCGAGACAUUCACGUGGCAAUUGGCUUCAUUAGAGGGGCUUCUACGACAGAUUUUUUAACUUGCGCGUUUCCCCUGGCAACGCUCAAUUUGUUCCGCCCCGUUUGCGCCGUGCCUUCCGCGUGUUUCGGGCAUUCCGCGCAGCACCAUUUGCGCUUACCGCACCACAGGAUGCCUAUUCGUGUCUUUGCAUUGACUUAACAUGUAAAUCACUCGCACUUGCCACCUCUUCCGCGUCUGGUGUGAAUGCACCAUUAUUAAGUCUUCACAUGAAAAAAGUUAUAGCCAGUAAGGGGCAUGUAUUAACAUUUCAGCUCAGUCUAAAUAUUAAGUUUAAAGGAAUGGUUCACUCAAAAAUGAAAAGAAAAAUUCUGCUCUUUUAUACAAUGGAAGUGAAUGUUGAUUAAUCUACCAAGAUUUACAACAACCUAGUUGCAACAACCUAAAUUUCAGUAUCUAAUGUAAAAAAGAGAGAAACUUAAGACAUUCAAACUUCUCUUGUCUUGUUUUAUAGAAAAUAAGAACGUUUUAAGGCAUAAUAAAUAAAUUUCAUAAUCAAUCAAUUACAUUUUUGGGUGAACUAAUCCUUUAAUUUUUUGUAUCAGUUGCAUGUGACUAGCUAACUAUUAUCUUUUGGCUUUAUGUGCAAUGUUGGCACAUUUGCACAUAUAUUUUAAGAGCCCAAUAUACCUGUUCAUUUGAGCCAAAAUGGCACUUUUAGUUAUCAUAGUUAUGCCUAUACAAAAUGCGAAGAUGAAAAAAGACUGUAAAGGCAUUUCAUCCACUUCAUUACUGCUCAAUUAUGACACUGUGAUUAAAAUCUACCUUUGUGGUUUUUUCAUCACUAGUAAAAAGGUUACUUGAUGCAAAAAUGAAAAUGUUGUCAUCAUUUACUCUCUUUCAUGUCAUUCAAACCCCUGAUUACUUUUUAUUUGUAUGUUUUGCCUUGAAUUUUUGUUUGGAAUGGAAGUGGAUGGUGGACUUUCAUAAAAUAAUGGAUUUUUCAAAACCUGUUAUGCCUUCAUGAAACUUGGAAUAUACGCCAUGAGUGGAAUUGUGUUUUUAAAGGGGACAGAGAAUGAAAAACCAUUUUUACCUUGUCUUUGUUGAAUAAUGGUAGUCUACCCGCAUUCACGAACAUACAAAAAGUGCUAAACAUCUCAGUCUCAUAGAAAUUCCUCUUUUAGAAAUGUCAGCCAGAAAACGACCCAAUCUGAAAAACUGAUGCUUAUGACAUCACUGCCCCUCCACUUUAAAAUAAUUGGCUGCAUUUUUUGAGUGGCAGCAAAGUCAGCCAAUUAGUAAUGAGAUUGCAAGUUAAGCCAGUAGGGGGAGCCAAAUAGGUGCAAAACCACUUGUUUAAAAUCCCCCACCCUAAUAGAGCUAUCUGAGAGAGGUUUUUAGGAAGCUUCUAAGGCAUCACAGACCCAAACAAAAAAAAUUUUGUCUACAUGUCACAUCACAGAACAACGAUAAAUACCCCGUUCAAUCAUUCUAUGUCACCUUUAAAGAACCUUUUCCGUUAUUUUGAAGCAGUGUAGCAGCUGUCACCAUCCACUUCUACUGUAAACAACAACUACAAAAACACUUAAAAAACUCCAAAAAAACCUAAGGAAACCAUAAGGGGUUUAAACGACCUGAGGGUAAGUAAAUAAUGACAAACAGGGCUUGACAGUGUGACUUUUACGACUGUUAAUUUUUUGUGUGCCUGUGAGAACUUUUUUAGCCGCUGCUUGUUUAUCGCAAAGUUGCAUUACUCCACAGUCCUUCCAGAAUUUUUUUUUUUGUGAUUGUUGUGGGCAAAAAUCCUUGAUCUUGCGGCAAGUUUUCUAGAAAAAUGUGUUGGAAUAUGCAGGAUAUUUAUGCAAUUUUAUGCGAUGAAAUUGCGGGAACUUCCAAAAAUUGCAGGGAACUUGCAAAAACUGUUUGCUUUUGCAGCUUUUCAAUGAUGUUCACAUCACAUUCCCAUAACAACAGGGGACAUGGCUGCGCUUGUGUGAAGUAAACGCAACAUUUUUCAACUUUCUGCCAAGAUAUAUCUGAUUUUUGCUACGAAAAUACGGUCGCAUAAUCACGUUUUUCUCGAGGGACUAAGUUUAUGCUGAAUUUAAAUACAUUUAGAAGCAAAACUACUACAGAAAAUUUUGAGUUUAAAGCUCACAUAACACGCCCAACUGCUUUUUUGACACUUUGCCAUUGUUUAGCAUGAGGAAACAACUCUAUAACUGUGUUAAUAAGUCAGAAUGCAUGAAAUACCAUUGAACCAUCCCUUUAAAAACAUUAAUAAAUUUUAUCUUCGUUAGUGUUGUUUUUAUGUUUAUGUUACAAAAGGCUAAAUAAACGUAUGCAAACUUUGCAGUACCCAGCCACAUUCUUGACAAUGUGUUUCAAAGUGAAACAGGGUAGCAAAAGCUGUUUUUGCGAAAUAUACCUAAAAUUAACAUUUUUAAAAUAUUACAUUUGGUUUAUCACAAUAUGUUCCUGAAAUUUGUUUGAAUAGCUGCCUACUUCUACACAUUUGUAUUGUGGCACAUUAAUGUUUUAGGAUUUCAGUUGUUUUUGUAAUUAGGAGCACACAUGUGCACCCAAAAAAUAAACGUAAAUGUAUAAAUGUAGGCAUCGAGCCCUGACAAAAUUCUCAUGUUGUCUGAACUAUUCCUUUAAGUUAUGUUAAUUUAGAAAGGAGUCGUUUUAUGUAGUGCUGUGUGAGCAUGAGGUUGUUGACCUCCAUCAGUAUUUUAUUGUGAGUGAGCAUGCUAUAAUGCUUUAACCAGUGGCUUGUGCAAUAUGUGACAGUAUUUUCAUGAUAGGAGGAAAAACAAAAAAUAUUGUACAGGAGAAAUUUGAAAAUUCAAAAGCACCAUAAGAUAAAACGUGUUACAGUGGGGCACAACCUAAUUCACAUUAGGCUUUGAAUCGUAUCUUGUACAGUAUAUAAGUUUGUCAAGAUAUUUAAUAAAAAGUUAGUUUUGCAAACUGAUUAAAAUAUAAAGAUGAAAGAAAGUACCAAAAAUUAAAUGCAUGACGUUAUUGAUGCAGUUUGAUUAUUUUACUAUAGCUGUAACAACCAGUUAAGUCUUGGACAAUUAUUUCAUUAUUUCAUGUACAGUUUCUUCUGUGAAUUAGGUUGGGCCCUUGAAAUGUAGGAAUGCCAUUAUAGAUGUGACAAUCAGAAGUAGAUCCAAGUUAAAUGACUUAAAUGUUUUAAUUUCAUUGUUUAGUUUGUUCCUGAUGAUAGUAUCAGGGAUUAUUUGAGAUAAUGUUUAAUGUUGUGAAAUGUUGGUUUAUGUUUAAAUGUAAAAAAAAAACGAUUUUGUUUUCUUUAGACUUAAUGUUUGUGCCUUUCUCUUGGAACGUUGUUAUCUGUAUUACAUUUGUGAUACUGUGAGAUUUUCAGUCUCACAUGAACCUUGCUGCUCCAUGUGAUAUCCUUAAUAAUAGAAAUGAGAUUAGAAGUGAUCAUUAAAGAUUGAUCUGUUAAUGCUUUGCCUGUUAUUCAUCUCUUUGUGGCAACUGCAGCAUUAUUAAAAUCAGAAUGAUCAGUCGUGUA